Melanaphis sacchari is the source of this 3300-nucleotide messenger RNA. RefSeq lists its product as uncharacterized. The transcript has 2 exons. Bases 505 to 2154 code for a protein of 549 amino acids. The record is from RefSeq and is a predicted model, not a curated record. NCBI's taxonomy places the organism in Eukaryota, Metazoa, Arthropoda, Insecta, Hemiptera, Aphididae.
UUCACUUGUAAAAUUAUAAAUAAAUAAAAUGCAUUAAGUACCUCUAUACAAUGUAUUUAUUUCAUAUUUCACUAACUUCAUUUUUGACGAUAGCUAUGUAAAAAGAAAACACAAUAUGGAGUGUAUAAUAAAGAAAUGGCGCAUAGAGAGAGGAAACUAGUCUUCUGAUUACUAGCCAAUACCACCAAAAAAUUGUAGCAUAUCAACGUACAGACUAAGAGUUACUACCAUAAUAUGGAGGGGAAAUUGUAAACAUUAUUUUUUUGAUAUAUUAAGAAAAACAGUAUGAAAUAUAACAUAGUCUGAAUGUACACUAAGCAUAAUUAGACGUUCGUGAAAAGUCGAUUUUUUUUUUUUUUUGAAGCAGUUUCAGUUCGCGUUAGCUGCAAAUGUUUCUUUGAUAAUGUUUUUCUACAAUCUAACUUGAAAAAAAUACUGUGAUAAAAUAUUUUACCAGUUAUACUAUUAUUUUUUAUAAUACCAACGGGAAUAUUUUAUCGUUCAAUGGAAAAACAAAAAUGGUUAUUUUUAACGUUAUUAUUGACUUAUGCAUUAGCCGAACACAGCACAAAAUCAUCUAAUAGAAAACAAAUCGACAACACAGAAGACUCUACAGAAUCAAAACCUCCAGAAAAACGAGGCUUAGAAAAUGUACUUGGAUAUGGCCGAGGAACUAAUUCACACUCAUCGCCAGAAAAUUCAGGCUAUUCGGGGUUUCCAUUUAGGAAUAAUCAUGGUCGAGAUGGAAAUGAAGAGAAUACUGAACAGCUAUCGGCUAACAACGAAAACCAUAGCAGUAACGGUUUUAGUCACUUUUAUUUCGAAAGGGGCAUCCAUGAUAACGGAGGCAAUAUACAAAGACCUAAUACAGUAGGAUCAAACGACCAUCAUAGCUCGAUAGGAGGAAAAAAUGCUAACAAUCAUGGUUGGAUGGCUAAUUUUUUUAACAACGAAGGAAAACACGAAAUUUCUGGUAGAGGACAUUUUUUCAAUACAGGUCAAGGCGGCGAAGACCAACAUGAUAUUCAACAAACAUUCCAAGGGUAUGAAGGUGGCGGAAAUGUCGAUGCACACGAAUCAACCAACAAUGACGGCUUUAGGAGCAACAUUGGUGGUUACGGUGGUGGCGAUGAAAGUUUCGGGGGCGGUGGACAUGGAGGAGGAGGUGGACACGGAGGAGGAGGUGGUCACGGAGGAGGAGGCGGACACGGGGGAGGAGGUGGAUUUGGAGGAGGUGGAUUUGGAGGAGGUGGUGGAUAUGGAGGAGGUGGCCAUGGUUUCGGGUACGGAGGACACGUCAAGACGGUGUAUGUGACAAAAGAAGUACCAGUUCCGUAUCCAGUUCACGUGGAAAAAAAAGUUCUCUACCCCGUCCGAAUACCGUACGAAAAACCCGUGCCGUAUCCAGUCCACAGGCCAUAUCCAGUGCAUAUUGAGAAGCAAGUGCCCUACCCGGUCAGGAUACAUGUGCCACAACCAUACCCAGUAACGGUGGAGAAACACGUACCGUUUCCAGUAAAAGUGCACGUGGAAAAGCCUGUGGCAGUACACGUACCGAAACCUUAUCCGGUAUACAUCGAGAAAAAAGUACCAAUAAGUGUAGAUCACCCAGUUCCGUAUCCCGUAAAAAUACCAAUAGACCGCCCUGUUCCCGUACACAUACCAGUAGAGAAGCCGAUACCAUAUCCGGUGGAAAGAAAAGUACCAUAUCCAGUUAAAAUACCUGUGGACAGACCGUAUCCGGUCCACAUACCCAAACCAUACCCCGUGCACGUUGACCGACCAGUGCCGUAUGCGGUCAAAGUUCCAGUCAAAGUACCAGUUAAGGUGCCAGUUCCGUACCCAGUGGAAGUAAAAGUCCCUGUUCACAUACCUGUUCACACGCAAUCGCAGCACGGUUACGGUAACGAACCGUCAAAAUACUACCAUCAACAACAGCAACAACAACAACAACAACAACAACAACAAACACACCAUGACUCAUAUCGCCAAGGUGGGCAACUAAAUCACGAAAGCUCGUCGGACACUACGGGAUAUGGUACUGCGUUCGUAAAUAAUUACGAUAACGGAUUUACCUCGUUCGGCAACGGCCAAGAGCAAGGGACACCAGACGCCUACGGUGGUAAUGAAGACUACGGAUCUUCACACGGAUAAUCCCUGUUCAAUUUACCAAUGUAUAUACCAUAGUAAGUGACAUUUGCUGCCAUUUUAUCGAGCUUGUUGCGCUCGACACAAUUAAGCAUAUUUUAGAGUUGUAUAACAUUGUAAUAACAAUACUUUAUAUACAAAUAAAAAUAAUAUUUGUACACAUUAUUGUUAUAAUAUCUGCUAUAGGUUUUCUCAUGAUCAUAGUCUUUAGAAUAAAUGUACGACAAAAAUAAUAUUUAAUUCGUGUUUGUAGAUAUUUUUGCGGUACUUAUAUGGCUGUACCUGUGCACCUUCAUUAUACUAUCGAUGCGUUUUACGGUUCAUAAUAUCACUCUAACCUUGAAUUUCUUAAAGUUUCAGUUUACGAGUAGAAAUGUAUAUUAAUCGACGCGUGGAAUGACUUGGUGUAGGCGGACUACCAGUUUCUAAUUCCGUAUCGUAAAGAUACGAAUACAGAAAAAAAAAACGUAAUUUAAAAAUUCGACGUAAGUAGACGCAACACGACAAAUAUGUGAACGUCUGUCGGUCUGUUCCGGCGUGUAAAAUGAGCUCUAUUAUUUAUUUAGCAAUCCGCACUCGCAAUCCCGCGUAUCCGUGUUUUCUUAUUUGUAGUACCGACCUAGAGUUAUAGUGGAUCGCGAAAAAUGCCAGAGCAAUUACUGAUUAUUUCGGUUAUUAUAACAUUUUUGAAAACUAAAAUGAAUUCUACUUUCGUUUCCCGUCCGGUAUCGCGUGUACACGCAUAUUCUAACAAUACAACGACAAUAACAACGACGACGACGACAUACCGAAUUAUAGAAGAAGAAACCGAAACCGUUCGUUUUGUCUGUAUGCGGUUUCCCCCUACUGGCUAUCACGAAUAUAUAACGAUCAUCAUCUGUAUAUAGUGCAUACCGAUGAAAUCGUAUUAGACGUCUGUUGACAAAACUACAGUAUAGUUCUAUUAAAUAGCUAUUUGAUAUUCGCGACACACUAUAUCAUUAUUAUUAUAUUAUGAUUAUUAUUAUUAUUACUAUUAUUAUUAUUAAAUUAUCGUAUUGAGCGACAGGUAUUGUUGACGUUAGUGAAACUACGCCGCGUAAAUACAAAAUUCCGUUACCAUAUUAUAAUAAAAUACAGUUAAUCAUAUAAGUAUAUAUUCGUAUAACUACC